Messenger RNA from Jatropha curcas, 843 nucleotides. RefSeq lists its product as uncharacterized. The record is from RefSeq and is a predicted model, not a curated record. Lineage: Eukaryota; Viridiplantae; Streptophyta; Magnoliopsida; Malpighiales; Euphorbiaceae.
AUGAAGGCUUAUACUAAGGCAUAUGAUCUUUGGGAAGUUGUUGAGAUGGGUAGAGAUCCUCCUCCUUUACCCAAUAAUCCAACACUUGCUCAAAUGAACAAUCAUAGCGAAGAACUUGUAAAAAAAUGCAAGGCUCUCUCUUGUAUUCAUUCGAGUACUUCAAAAACCAUCUUUGCAAGAAUCAUGGUUUGUGAUACAACCAAGGAAGCAUGGGUUAAGAUCAAAGAAGAGUUUCAAGGAAGUGAUAGGACUAGGCAAAUGCAAGUCCUAAACUUGAGAAGAGAGUUUGAGAUUUUAAGAAUGGAAGAAUCUGAAACUGUCAAAGAGUAUACUGACAGACUUAUGAACGUUGUAAAUCAAAUUCAAUUGCUUGGAGAAGACCUCAUCGACAAUAAAAUUAUUGAAAAAGUUCUUGUGAGUCUACCCAAGAGGUUUGAAGCUAAAAUCUCCUCUAUUGAAGGCUCCAAGGACCUCAUUCAACUCACCAUUUUAGAACUUGUUAACAUUUUUCAAGCUUUGGAGCAAAGAAGAGCUAUUAGACAAGAAGAUGCCAUUGAAGGUGCUUUUUAUGCCAAAUAUAAAAACAAAGGGCAAGCUUCUACAAGUAAUGAAGGACAGAAUUUUCAUGAUAAAAGGGAUCAAAAUAGAAGAGAAGGUGACAACAAAGAAAAUGAAAAAAGAGGCAGAUUUCUACCUUGUUCAACUUGCCAAAAAAACAACUCGCUUGGAGAAAAAAUUGUUAGAAGAAGGCCAAGUGCAGUAAUUAUAGCAAAAUUGGGCAUAUCGAUAAAUAUUGUAGAAAAAAAUGGCAUCAACAACACAACCAGCAUUCAAAAUUUGUAG